GUAUCCGGAUACGUGAUUAAUGCAAAUGCUCUAAUAAAAACCUGUUUAAUAUUGUUGUUUAUUCAAACAUACAUAGCCGGAAAUGUUGGCCGUGUAUUUGAUAGCUGUAGUAAUCUGCAUGUCCGAGGCAGAAAUAUGUUUUCAGGAAAAAGAGGCAAACCUCAUCAACGAAAUAAAAGCGUCUUUAAAUAAGAUGCAAGAGAACAUGAAAGGUGUACAUCAAAUGGUAGAAAAACUUGAGGUUAAUAUCAAAGAAAAAUCCAACAUUUGCAAUAAAGGAUGAAAAGAAUAUAAAGAUCAUUGUUACAUAUAUCAAAAAGACAAAAAGUCAUGGCGGAUGGCAGAGGAGCAGUGUCGAACAAUGGGAGGGUAUCUUGUUAAGAUAGAAGAUGUUUCAGAACACAAUUGGGUAGUGACAAAUAUAAAAGAUGGCAAUCUUGGUUCAACAUGGAUAGGAGCUUCAGAUGUUGGGAAGCAAGACUGGAGAUGGGCAUUCGACCUAUCUAAGGUUAAAUAUAGCCUUUGGAACCCUGGUCAACCCGAUAACGGCGGAAAUGUUGAAGGUUGCUUGGAGCUUCGCUCUGUAUUUGGGUAUAAAUGGAAUGACUUUCCAUGUUCUUCUACUAACUCCUACGUAUGUGAAAGUCAACAGGGAGUAUUAUGUCUGCCGUAUUCCAAAUUCAGGAGAUAAACCUCAAAUGAAUGCUACCAGAGAUUAACGAAGCAUUUCUGUCUGAUAUAUUUCUUAUAUGUAUUAAACUUAAAAUAUA
Molecule: messenger RNA, 770 nt
Organism: Mytilus trossulus (common blue mussel)
Lineage: Eukaryota; Metazoa; Mollusca; Bivalvia; Mytilida; Mytilidae
Product: perlucin-like protein
Exons: 5
Coding region: 338-691 (117 amino acids)
Molecular function (GO): signaling receptor activity
Source: RefSeq, a predicted model, not a curated record